AGAAUCGACUGUUUUUCCCCAGUCAGCAACAUGCGAUUGUUCGGCUCACCAAGUGUUCUGGCUUUGGCUGCCCUCGUGAUUGUCUGUCUUUUGAUGUGCGAGACUGCGGAAGGCAGGAAAAAAUCAGGUUCUUCGAAAAAGAAGCCCAGCAAAUCGCGUAGUGGUAGCCGUAGUUCAUCGUCAUCCAGUUCUGUGGGAACCGGUUCAAAGUCGGGCUCGUCAAGCAGCAGGUCGGGAUCUGGUUCGAGUAGCGGAUCUUCAUCCGGUUCUGUGGGAACCGGUUCAAAGUCGGGCUCGUCAAGCAGCAGUUCGGGAUCUGGUUCGAGUAGCGGAUCGUUAUCCGGUUCUUCAGGAAGUGACUUCCAAACUGGUUCCUCGGGUAAAGUAUCCUCGUCUGGUUCUUCUGGAACCGGUUAUUAUGGAACUGGUUCACAAUGGUUUGCCAAAAAAGGGAAAUCAUCCAGUACAUCGAAAAGUGGAAGCAAGAAGAAACCCAAAUCCUCUAAGGGUGGAAGCGACCCAGAUUCGUGGGACUCGAAUCGUUCAUCAUCAAAGAAGAAGAAGAAGAAGUCCAAGAAGACCAAGAAGAAAAAAUCUAGUUUGAAAUCCCUGCUGUCCAUUUUAAAAAAGAAAGUGAAGAAGAUCAUCCCCAAAGGCAAACGUUUGUCUCCGACGGAAAAGAUCGUGGCUUGGGGCGCGGUCUCUUGGCUGGCGUCUCAGAAACUGCAGAAUACCGCCAGGUUCAUGAGUUCCAGCGGUCAACUGGGAAGACGGGUCCUGGACGGUCGGAACAAGGUUUCAACUGACCAUGAUCCUGACCGACCCCGGUUGCCAGGAGCGCUUUGAGGGUUGCCGGAAUGGCUACGUGGACAGUGGCUCGGUGGGAAGCUACUGUCAGAUGACGUCACGGGCUGAGUCAUGCUUGCGGGAG
Molecule: messenger RNA, 931 nt
Organism: Aplysia californica (California sea hare)
Lineage: Eukaryota; Metazoa; Mollusca; Gastropoda; Aplysiida; Aplysiidae
Product: serine-rich adhesin for platelets
Source: RefSeq, a predicted model, not a curated record